Mizuhopecten yessoensis (Yesso scallop) is the source of this 5277-nucleotide messenger RNA. RefSeq names its product dystrophin-like. The coding region runs from base 89 to 2248 and encodes 719 amino acids. The record is from RefSeq and is a predicted model, not a curated record. Gene Ontology annotation, cellular component: plasma membrane. Gene Ontology annotation, molecular function: zinc ion binding; protein binding. Lineage: Eukaryota; Metazoa; Mollusca; Bivalvia; Pectinida; Pectinidae. The transcript is spliced from 17 exons. Gene Ontology annotation, biological process: synaptic signaling.
UCAAAGCACAAAGCGGAAGCGGCAAUGUUUAAAAAUGUAUGAGUAGAAGAGUUUAGUCAAAGUUUUACAUCAGAUAAACACCGCUGGGAUGGAUAUAACAGAAACAUAUGAUAGAAUUGUUGAUGGCUGGGAAAGGGCGGAGACCAACAGUGGUGUUCCAUAUUAUAUAAGUCACACUCUACAGAGAACAACAUGGGACCAUCCAUACUUGCUGAAGAUAAUGGAGGAACUAGGAGAGUACAGUGCUAUCAAGUAUGCAGCAUACCGAGCAGCAUUCAAGAUCCGACAUCUUCAGAAGCGACUCCGACUGUACCAGAUCAGUAUAUCGACAGUAAAAGAUGUGUUUGAGCAGUAUGGCUAUGCAGAGGGAUGCUUGAAUGUGAUAAGUUGUCAGGAGAUUCAUGACCUCUUGACUGAGCUCUAUAACCGGGCUGACCAUGGGCUUGUCAUAGAAAUGGAGGAUGCUGAGAUCCACGCUGAACUGCUGCAGAAUCUGAUUCUCAACCUGUUUGAUGUAAACAGAAUAGGGCGUGUGAAGGUUGUGUCCCUGAAGCUGGUGCUCAUCACUCUGUGUGCCGCCAAGUUAGCCGAGAAAUACAAAGCAUACUACCAUGAGCUUCAUGACCCUAGUACCUACAUCAGCAGUAAAAGUUUCACCUCUUUUCUGGAGGAUAUGAUUCAGCUGCCGGACCUUCUUCAGGAGAGUGGACUCUUUGGCCAGGAUGUGGCACCUGCAGUGGCCAGCUGUAUGCAGAUGAGUAAUGGUGGAGUGGGAAUUUCUGAUGAUGUGUUCUACAGCUGGUUGCUGCGUGAACCACAGACAUUGGUUUGGCUUCCUACUUUUCAUAGGACAGCAGCAUCUGAAGCAGUGAAACAUGAAUCCAAGUGCAACAUCUGUAAAAGUUGUCCAAUAGUUGGGUUCAGAUACAAAUGUUUGCUGUGCUUCAACUUUGAUAUGUGUCAGAACUGCUUCUUUACCGGGAGGACAAAGAAAAACCACAAGCUUAAACACCCUAUACAGGAGUACUGCUUAAAGACAUCCUCCAAAGAGGACACCAAGGCAUUCUUUAGGACCAUGAGAAACAAAGUAAGCAAGAAGCACCGCCAGAAAGCGAAACAGAAGUACCUACCACUGAUGUCAGAGAACCAGUACUGCCAGAAUAAUUGGAGUGUGCGGGCCGAGCCACCAAUACCAGAUGUUCACAGGAACCUGACAGAAAACGCACAGAGACUGGCAGACCUGGAAAUACACAACUCCGACCACGACAAGUCCAGGUCCCCAGUGGGGGUUGUCCCCAAUAUCAACAUCAGCAACUCAUCGGACAACAAGGAGAAUGUUCACCAGGUGGAUAAUUUGAAGAAACAAAGGGAUGAGUUGGAACGGGUGAUUAAAGAGCUAGAGGAGGAAAAUAGACAACUUCAUCGCGAACUUAAAGAUGUCCGCGAGUCCUCUGACACAGAGAGUAACAUGUCGGGUGGCGAGAACCCAGCAAAGAAGACGAAGUUCAAGGUUAAAUCAGUGUUGGACAAGAAUCGCAGACACAGUGGCGUUACAAUUGUCAAGGAAAAGCCCCUGUCAUCCCUGGAGAACAUGUAUGGAUUACAGACAGGCAGUGUACCGAGUCCCAGCUACAAUGAUAGCCAAACAUCGCGCCCACUUAUGGACAGCCGGAAUAUGACGCAGGCAGAGCAAAGUGUUCUGUAUUCCUCCCAUCGCUAUAGCUCGCCCCCUGAGAGUAACACUUACGCACCUUCCCCUAACAGUAACAGUUAUAAUCCCUCUUCUCACAGUAACAGCUUGUCCUCUAGAAACGACACUACUUCCCCUUCCCUCAGUCCCAACCUGGCCAGUGUUACCUCCCCCUACACCUACGAAUAUUCUUCACGUUUCCGCCAAGACCUCUCUCCAGGGGAGAGCCAUUUCACUCCUCGGGCAUCAGAAGGAGCUCCAAGCUACAUAGACAGGAGAGAGAGAACAGGAUUUGACAGUCUUGACAACCUUGAUGUCAGCCCCUCCCAUUUCACUCUGCCUUCCUUUGCGAACAGUAGAGCAUAUCUUGAGGAGGAGGAAGUCGAUCAGAUGCAGAUGGUGGACAAGAUAUUUCCCAGUAAUCUGUCAUACUCAGCCUACUCCAUGUCCAAUGCAGGGACGAUGAAUGACCACGAGGAAAUGCUCCAAGCGGCCUCUACUAUGGGCACUGUGACAUCAGACCUGUUCAGUGAGGCCAUCAUCCCAUUCUACCAGUAGUAGGCCAUCGUCUACCAGUACUAGGCCAGCAUCUACCAGUACUAGGCCAGCAUCUACCAUUCUACCAUUCUAUUUAAAUAUAUUGGGAUGCCUGCCUAAAUAUGUGUAUGUCAUUGUCUUGCAGGUUUGAAAUGUUUGAAAGCUUUAGCUAAAAGUAGCAUGCAGAUUUUGUUAUGUCUCAUUAUCACUUGAAGUGUGCCAUAUUUACACAAACUUCUUACAUACAAACAGUAUACAAGGAAUGGCCAGUUUGUUUAUGGAGUCUUUGCUUAAAUAGAGUUUAAUCAUGUGUACAUCAUUUAUUCUUACAUAUACAUGUACCUUGGUAUAUAUGUUGCUUUAAUACCAGAAAAUGCUAUAUCUUACAUCCAAAAGAAUCACCAUGUAUCCUCUAAUUUUGAGAAAUAUUUUGAUACGCUGCCAAAGUGUUUAUUGUUUGCCAUAUUCAAUGUCAAUCAUGGUUUUUUUUUCUUAUUAUUGUUUUGAGAUCUUUACCAUAUUUAAAUUUAUAUGCAGUUUAGGCAAUCUUUUUGUUUCGUAAUUCCUUUGAAUUUUUUUUUGAAAAAGUCCCUUUCAAAUAUUGCUUGAUUCCUAUAGUUUAUUGCUGUGUGAAGAAUCUAGUCUUGUGUGAGGUCCCAGUAAUCAUCAUUAGAUAUGUACAAAUUAAAGUGGUGCUAUGAUGUUUUGUUGAGGGGCUGCCGUUGCUGAGUGGUCGAGGCGUCUGACAUUCUGCUACCACUAGCCCUCCACCACUGGGUCGCGGGUUUGAGACCUACGUGGGGCAGUCGCCACCAGGUACUGACUGCAGGUCAGUUUUUUUUCUCCAGGACCUCCGGCUUUCCUCCACCACCGAAACCUGGCACAUCCUUAUAUGACCAUAUAGCUGUCAAUAGGACGUAAAACACAAACAAACAAACCAGCUUUGAUGUUUUGUAACUGUAGUUCUGUACAGGUGUUAACAUUAGGUCACAGAUACAGGCUUCAAUUGAUUUCAUCAUCGCUGUAUUAGUUAUGAAUACCUAUUAGAAUUAUAAGUGGUGUACUGCAUGUUUAUUGACAGAUUAAGUCAAACCAUAUUGUAAGACUAGGUAUAUUUUACUUAAUAACCGAAAUUUAUUUACAUCAUUUUGAUCUUGCCAAAGAGGUUUUGCUGACACGAAAAAUUGAUUAUUUGGUAAACUCUAAUAAUAAUUAUAAUUAUAAUAAUGAUAACCUGUUUAUUCAGUGAUGACCCGCCUGCAGAAAUCCCUUCUACUAAUGUUACUUAUAUUUUACAAUAUAACCUUACACUGAUUCUAAAGAAGCCAUUUUGAAAUGAUUGAACCCACAUUGAAAAUGAAUUCGACAUAUGAUAUUUUCAAUAAAAAUUAAGUCAUUGCCAAUUUUGUGUUCACAAUGAAAAUGCUGAUAUAUACACACUAUGCAAAAACCAAUGUUGUAUUCAAAUGGUCAAGUUUUUCUUUUUGUAUAAUGAUUUUGUAAAAUAUUUUUUUAAUUACAUUGACUAAUGUAUGCUUUGAAUGUAAUAGUAUAUAAAAAAAUAUAUAAUAAUAUACAUGAUGUUACUGGGCAUGCCAAAGGUAUACUACAAUGUAUUUAAAUAUGUAACACUGGAUUGAAGAUAAUUUUUAUCUAAAAUACAAAUUAAGAUUUUCUGACUCAUUGAAUACAGUACACAUAGUUGAAUUUUUUCAUACACUCGUCAAAACAUUGUAAAAAACAUAUUACUCUAUGGCCUCCGUCAGUUGAUCCUUCCUUCAGUCUCUGAUUCUGAACAAUGACUUUCGUAAAAUGCUUAGGCUAAGACAGGUGUUUAAAAAAAUCAGAUGCAUAUUUAAUUAGCAUUCUGCAUAUUUUCACAAGCAUACUUAACAGAGUUAUUGAUAUAUUUUGGAUGACUUCUUUAUUAAAAUGUCAUCGUCAAAGUGCCUUGCAAUUAAUUGUGCUGAAUGUGCUGAUAAUGAAAUAAUUAAACAUUUGGAUUGGACAUAAGCAAAUUUUCUGCUAUUUUUUGUGUGCACAAACCUGUUUUUAUGGAAAAUGUAAUGCAAAUUUACUGUAUUCGUUUCCCAAUAAUAUUUUGUGUUUUGUCAAUUCAAAUUGUUGGUACAAGUAAAGUCUGUUACUUUUUAAAUUCAGGUAACAAAGUCUAACUAUAAUAUUAAAACAGAUAACAAAUUUAAUGUGCCCUUAUGUAAAUACAGGUAACAGUCUGUUUAAUACUGUAAAAAAGUCUUACUAUAAUAUUAAAACAGUCAACAAAUUUAAUGGGCUUCUAUGUAAAUACAGGUAACAGUCUGUUACUGUAUACAUAUAAGUAACAAAGUCUUACUAUAUAUAAUGUUAAAACAGCUGACACAUUUUGUAUCUACGUAAUUACAGGUAAAAAAAAAGUAUAUUAUUAUGUGAAUACAGGUAACAAAGUUUGUUUUUAUGUAUUGAAUUACAUUUAACCAAAUCUAUUUUGUAAUUUAUGUAAAACAAAUAUGCAAAAAAUUCUGUUACUUUGUUAAUACAGGUAACAGUUUUUCUUUGGCCAAUAUAGUACUUGUGAUUAAAGAGCGAGCUCAUUUGAUGUACCUAUUAGCCAGCAGUAGGGUUAUACAGGUAUCCAGUAGUUGAUUGACCCUAGUCGCUACAGGAUGUAUUUCUAAGGAAAGCUAUACUUCAUUUGGAAGUGUAAUCAAAGACGUUGAAAUUGUUUUUAUACAUAAAUGUGUGUAUAUUUUUGCAUACCUCCUAGUGAUGUCCCUGUAAAAUCCUGCAUUUUUCUCUCCACCAGUAGCAUAAGUAACUGUUUUCCACUGCCUGGGUUAUUAUUAGAUCUUGUCUAGUUUUGUCUUAAACUGAAGUUUAGGCCAUUGUUUUUUUGUUCAGUCUGGUUUUGGAGUCUGUGUUGUUGAACUUUUUCUAUAAUAUAGUUAAUUGUGAUGUUGUGGUUGAGUUGUGUAUACAUAUUAUACAGAGCUAAUUAGGUAAAUUAUUUGUCUACAAUUUUGCCAUAUUUUUUGCCAUUAAAAUUUUGGUGC